Cimex lectularius (bed bug) is the source of this 709-nucleotide messenger RNA. Its product is annotated as immediate early response 3-interacting protein 1. Gene Ontology annotation, cellular component: Golgi membrane; endoplasmic reticulum membrane; COPII-coated ER to Golgi transport vesicle. The transcript has 3 exons. Bases 143 to 391 code for a protein of 82 amino acids. The record is from RefSeq and is a predicted model, not a curated record. Gene Ontology annotation, biological process: endoplasmic reticulum to Golgi vesicle-mediated transport. NCBI's taxonomy places the organism in Eukaryota, Metazoa, Arthropoda, Insecta, Hemiptera, Cimicidae.
ACGUUUCAACGAGUUGGAUUGUCGGAUUAUAACCAUACAUGGAGGUUACACUUUAACUUGUGAUAAAGCCGGAGUUUUUUAAAAUUUUUUCCCCGUUUUCAAUUAAAAAAAAAGAAACUCAAUAGGUAAAAAGUUUAAAGAAAUGGCAUUUACUUUGUGGAAUUUGUUUGAGGCGACGAUUUUGUUUUUGAACGCCGUCUGCGUUCUACACGAAGAACGCUUUCUCGCCAAAAUGGGCUGGACUUCGGCGAGCAGUGUACAAGGAUUUGGGGAAACUCCUUCGGUCAAAGGGCAGAUUUUAAACCUGAUGUACUCUAUAAGGACUGUCAUGAGAAUACCCCUGAUUUUUGUCAACAUAUUCACGAUUGCAUUCAAGCUAAUUUUUGGUUAAAAAAACAAAAACAAAAUAAAUAAAUACAACCAUUAUUUUUAUAUAAUAUAAUAAUCAAAAUGAGUUUAUACAAAUUUAUUGACAUCGGUGCCAAUUUGACAGAUCUUAUGUAUCAAGGAAUAUACAAUGGUUCUAAAAAACACCAACCAGACUUAACUAAUGUACUAAAAAGGGGAUGGGACAACGGGUUAGAUAAAAUUAUAAUAACAGGAACUUAUUUGGAAGAUUGCAAAGAGGCUUUGGAACUCGCUAAAACCGAUGAGAGGUUGUACCUGACCAUCGGGUGUCACCCGACACGCUCGAACGAAUUUGAAAAAU